UUUUGACAGCUUCGAGAAGACCUUGUCAUUAUCUGUCCUGUGGAAGGGUCCCUGCCUUGUUGACAAUGGCAUAAAAGAGCAAAAUGCGCCAUACUUCCUCUACAACUUUCAUGACAGAUUUUCGUUCGAGGAGGGUCGUACUGUGACCUUUUGACUGACUCGGUCGAGACUCGAUCAAUCUAGCCUGCAUAUUGUGCUCAUAAUGUCCUUCGUUGAAGACGAUCUUCGGCGCGCUGAUGCCGCACUCGACAGAUUCCAGUUGAAAGAUGCCGAGGAAAGAGUUGCAACAGCCGGCGCUGAAGGACGUGAAAUCGCAGCCAGCGCCGAAGACGACCCACGCACCACUCAGCUGAAAGCCCUUAUCAGAUCUCUUUCCACCACCUCAAGCUCGAGACCCUUGAUAAGCCGGUCGAAGGUCCGCAGUCUCCUCUCCCAAAUCGUAAAGAAAGAAGACGGACAAGGUGCCGCAGUAGCAUCAAGCUCUGACGUGUCAAAUCUAGAGUGGGUGGCUGCUGGCAAGGCGACCGCACAGGUGUAUGGGCUGCUAUUGAACUCGCUCUUGGACUACACGAUCCCUCUGAGCGAGUCUAUAUGGUAUUGGGACGACAUACUGGGAUCUUAUUCAAGCAUUGCUCUCUACACGGUUCAGACUUCCCCCUUGCGUUUUUGGAAGCAGGCAAAAGAUGUCUACGCCGAUGCACGACAAAGGUUUCGUGCUGGGGCCGAUCUUCGUGCUUCGGCUCGGGAGGCCACCGACACCUUGUCGGAAAACUGGAAGGAAUUUUACAGGCUGGUUCGGAACAGUGUCCGAGAGCGAUCCUUGGCUCAAGCACAGACUAGAAUACUUUCGCCCUUUUCAAUUGCACAGAUCGAGGUUCGGAGGAACUUGCAGCAGAUCAAGAGCCUGAGGCAGUCAAGUUCCGCUACCAUCGGCCGGCUGGUCCGAGAAUGCCUUGUUUUUGACGGAGCACCAGAUGAACGCAAGCCCGGUGCAUUGCCCCAAAUGAUCAAUAGCCAGGAGGAGGAUUGGCAAACUACCGUUGCACGGACGGUAUGUCUACUGGAUUCUGCCACUAGGGCGCUAUCAGAUGACGAUAGCUAUGUCCUCGACCCUACCACGGCCUCAGCAGCUGAAGUUGCCUCUGCCCUUAUCAAGAUCCUUGACGAGCAUCUGCCGAACCAAGAAGCAGAGGCCAAAUCGAUGCGUUCAAAAUAUGGUAAACCAUCGCGUCUUGUACGGUACUGGAUCCCAGCCGUGUGCUUCCUACUAUCUGGCACUACAAUCCUAAGGAUAGUGGUCAAUCGAAAGGCCGAAAUCGCCCAAUGGUUUAGAGAAUUCGGGCAAACCUGCAUCGACUUCUGGGCCAAUUGGGUGCUGGACCCCACCAAGAAGCUGAUCGGAACCAUUCGCCAUGACGAACAAAGCGAGAUCGCCAUCCAGAGCAGGGACAGCCUCAAGGCAGAUCGAGAGAGCUUAGAACGAAUGGUAGUAGAGUUCGCGGUGCAAAAUCCCGACAAUGGCACGAAAUUUAGCGACAGUCAGAUCGCGGAAAUUCGGACCAAAGUGAGAGAGGGUGAUCUUACUCCUGUACUCAAAGCAUACGAAAGAGAAAUGCAAAGCCCCAUCAAAAAUGCCAUCAUGGGACAACUUGUUCGGACACUCCUCAUUCAGGUCCAGAAGACCAAGGUUGAUGUCGAGACCGCCAUUGGUGGCAUUGAUUCUUUACUCAAGAGUCAGGAACUACUGUUUGGAUUCGUCGGAAUAGCACCCGGGGUUCUUAUUUCCUAUGCACUCGUCCAGUGGCUACGUGGUAUGUUCGGGGGUCGUCGAGGCCUGCAACAGGGAAAGAGAAAGGGCGAGGCUCUUCGACUUGUUAGGAACAUCGAUCGAACAUUGACAAAUGCCGACGUCGAUGAGGACGGCAUCAUCUCUGAGGAGAAUCAUGGCAUCUUACUUUGUGAAUCGCAUCUUCUGCGUCAGCGAGCAGCUGCGGUUCUGCCGGGAAACACGAAGCGGGAAUUUCUCCAGGAUUUGAACGAUCUACUUGACAUCAAGGCUGGUGUUGGUCGGCAGAUCAAUGUCCUGAGGCGGAUAGAAUGGGCCUAUUCCAAGUGGCUGAGAUAGAUUGAGCGACCUCAUCUGGACACGCUUCACCUCGACAUGUUCACUCUUCACUUAUCAUUGAAACGUGAAUCUUGACAGGCAGCAUAGAGCCGUUGUACACACCUCCCUCACUUGUACUUCACCUGGCCAUCGUCUUCCUUUUAGUGUCAACAUCCGGGACACAUUUCUGUCGAUGUUUCGCUCCGUGCCGUUCCUGCCUUUGACAGGUUGUUCAAUGAGGGUUGCCAGAUAAGUUGCUCCUUCAUGCGUAACUCAAUACUGUAUCAUCACAAAUGUGCAAUACUGGCCUUGCGCGGUUUCCGUUCUGUGAGGAAGGCAGGUACUUCCCAAAUGGAAGGCGCCAUCUCUCUUCAGGGCGACUACAUCUUCCCGGUCGGUUUCGUUCCUCUUUGCAUUCUUUUUCUCUCUCCUCUUUUCCACCUCAG
Exophiala oligosperma is the source of this 2550-nucleotide messenger RNA. RefSeq lists its product as uncharacterized. Gene Ontology annotation, cellular component: mitochondrial outer membrane. Lineage: Eukaryota; Fungi; Ascomycota; Eurotiomycetes; Chaetothyriales; Herpotrichiellaceae. The record is from RefSeq and is a predicted model, not a curated record. The transcript is spliced from 3 exons. The coding region runs from base 203 to 2125 and encodes 640 amino acids.